AUGAGCGUUUACCGUCGAGGCCUUGCCGAAAUCGGCAUUAAUAGGACGCCGCUGCCUAAUCGAAGCAAACCUGCUACUCUGAAGGCGAGUAUCAACAGCGAAGAAAAGCUGAAGAAUAGCGCCGAUUCUACAACACUUUCAACUGUGCCUGAGAUUGACUAUUCAUCGCGAGUUGAUGAUGACCAUUAUUACAUGUUGAAGUCGCCUUAUCAACUCAAAACUCCGGUCAUCCAAGAAUCUACUCCAAAGAAGAUGGAAUUGCUGCAAGAUGAGGAACCAAUCGAACAUUUUGAUGGAGUCGACGAUGAUGGACGAUUUCAUCUCGAAGAAUUCGCCAGGCCCGCUCCCGUACUUAAGAAGGCUACUUUAACUCAAUAUGUUGGAAACGCUGAGCCCAUUGAGCGUUUUGGAGGAACGGAUGAAGAUGACGGUCGUUUUCAUUUUGAUGAACCAUUUGGAGAUUGUCCAGUUCUUUUGGAGCGUGACUAUGGGAUGGACGAGAAUUUAUCGAAGGCUGACGUGGAAAGGUAUAGUCGUCAGCUACUUGUUCACGAAUUUGGAGUCAAUGGUCAGAAGGGACUGAAAGCGGCACGAGUGUUGGUGGUGGGUGCAGGUGGACUUGGAUGCCCGACAGCCAUGUACCUAGCAGGAGCUGGUGUUGGAACGCUUGGAAUUGCUGAUUUUGACAAGAUUUCCAAGGAUAAUCUCCAUCGUCAAGUUGCCCAUUCGGAGACGCUUGUUGGAAAAUUGAAAGUGGAUUCAUUGAAGCAAAGUAUUCUAAGUUUAAACAGUAAUAUCGCCGUGCGAACAUUUUCGACGGUGUUGAAUGGAGCACAAACGAUGGACAUAGCCAAGGACUUUGAUGUUGUUGCCGAUUGUUCAGAUAAUGCAGCUACAAGAUAUAUGCUCAAUGACGUCUGCGUUUUUCUUAAUAAGCCUCUGGUUAGUGGUAGCGCAUUACGCUGGGAAGGUCAACUUACUGUCUACAAUUACGGAGAGGAUGGUCCAUGUUAUCGCUGUCUCUUCCCACAUCCACCAGCCGCACAUUUGGUCACGAACUGCAGUGAAGGAGGGCAAAAAGAUUGUGCCGUUUGUGGGGAAGCACCCACAAUUCACGCUCCGAUCGAUUACGAAGUCUUUUGUGGCUCCGGGGUUGUAGAUAAGAAUCCAUCACUCUCGUUGUUGGAUCCAAAUGAACGCGUCAGUGUGAGCGAGUAUUCGACGGCGAGAAAAUCACCGACCAUUUUGGUAGACACUCGACCCAAACACGAAUUUGCGAUUGCAUCGCUUCCUGAAGCACGAAAUAUUCCAAUGGAUUCGUUAAAGCAACUGGAAGACAUAGAACUACGAAAGUUGCUGGGAUUGUCUGAAGCGGCUGAUGUUUUCGUGAUUUGUCAUCGCGGAAACGACUCUCAGUUGGCGGUUCGAUUGAUACAGGAGCGUUUCAAAUCAGAGAUCGAAUCUAACGGAUUUCAAGUGAAAGAUAUCAUCGAUCGUGUUUCGUUUGAAUUUCCCGAUAGCGGUCACGUGAAGGCGAAACUUUCGCCAUCAGAUCUUGACUUAUUGGAGGGCAAGCAGAGAGUCGGAAGCUCUCCCGAAUCGACUAGAGUAAGUGACCGAUCUUUUCGGGUGCGGCGUGACGUGGCAAUCCGUUUGUAUGCUUCACUUCUGGCGUUGUUCACAUUUGGCCUAACAAGUCUCGUUCUACAUGGCCUUACCGUUGCUUCACGACUCUAUCUUCAAGCCAUUGCCGGGACAUCAAUCCUAGUGGUUUUGUGGACUAUGCUUCGAUGGACAAGGCUGCACUCAAUGAAACUAUCGCGAAAGAUUCGACCGAUACUUGAUAUUGCUCAAGUUCUACGUACGAAUACACUGUUUCGUGGAGAUGGAUCAACCGUUCUUUGCCCCGAAAUUUAUCGAGCCUACGAUCUCUGCUGCGAAGAUCCGACCAUCAACGAGUCGAUCCCGAGAACUAUUGAUAGUGACGGUAGCCCGCCAGCAUCUCCAACCGGGAGUAGAAAGAAGAAA
This is a messenger RNA of Mesorhabditis belari, 2028 nucleotides long. Lineage: Eukaryota; Metazoa; Nematoda; Chromadorea; Rhabditida; Rhabditidae. The record is from the annotation of a GenBank genome assembly.